AUGGCAUCGUUCUUUACCGCCGCUGCGGCUCUCUUGCCCCUCGCCAAGGCGCAGACAUCAACCCGUGCGGAGGCAGCCCUCAUCACCGCUUCCGCCCGUCCCUUCUUCAUCUUCGACACCCACCCGACGGGCAGCCUCGAGGCAUCCAUCGUCGCUUACAACAGAGAAAAUGCAACAUACCACGUUGCCUGCCCGACCGCCGAUGCAGCCUGCAAGAAGGAAGGCUACUGGCCGGCGACAGUCACCCACAUCGAGGGCUCCAGCUGGCUCGGGACGAACACGGCCACGGCAGGCAUCGAGAAGCAGUGGAGAUGUCGUCUCGGCAGCAGCAGCAGCGACGUCGAGGUCAUCCCGGACCAGUACGGACAGUGCUACGUGACGACCAUAGACGCCGCGGGAUCCACAACGGUGGACCCCGUGAUGCCGGUCGACCUCUGCUUCCUGUCGGCGCAUUCGGUGGUCGUGGCCGUGACAGCAGGGUUGGAGAAGGUCGAGGCGGUUCACCCGAUCGUCACGGAGGACGAGUAUAACCCGUCUGCUCUGCUUUCGUAUUGCGACUUGCGCGACGUUUACAAGCCCGGCACCGUAUACCGGGUCGGUGUCUGGGGAACCUACGACUGGGGCUACAGGAAAGGCGUCGUUGCCGACAGAGACCGGAAGUGCGACGACGGAGGCGAAACCCAAGUCGGAGACAGGAGCAGACAUCGGGACGGAAACAGGGACGGCUGCGGCGUCAGCGUCGGCGUCGACGUCCGCUCCGGCGAGUGGGUCUGGCCGGAAGUCGAGAAGCUGUCCGUUGGUGCUGGGGGCGGUGGCCGCAGGGCUGGCCGCUCUCUUGUGAUCGGCGGGUGUGGAUAG
Molecule: messenger RNA, 858 nt
Organism: Colletotrichum spaethianum
Lineage: Eukaryota; Fungi; Ascomycota; Sordariomycetes; Glomerellales; Glomerellaceae
Exons: 2
Coding region: 1-858 (285 amino acids)
Source: RefSeq, a predicted model, not a curated record